GCAGUCAGUCGCGAGCCAGGCAACCGACGACGACGACGACGACCGUGCGGCCGUGACUGUGUAGGUAUAUGCGUAAUUUAUCGUACCACGAUUUUCACCGUCUGUCCUGUGCUGUCGUCCGCGGAGCCGGAAAUCCGGAGGAGGAAAGAUGUCGAACCUGCGCCGCGUGACCGACGUGGUCUUCGCCGUCGCCGUCACCGCGUGGAUAUCCAUUUCGGCGGCGGCUUCUCCGGACGUCCGGCGAUACGACCCCGACUGGAACAGCCUGGACGCCAGACCGCUGCCCUCGUGGUACGACCAGGCCAAGUUCGGCGUGUUCAUCCACUGGGGCGUGUACUCGGUGCCGGCGUUCGGCAGCGAAUGGUUUUGGAUGAACUGGAGAGGUAGGAAAGGCGCAAACUAUGUAAAUUUCAUGACAAAAAAUUACAAGCCAGGUUUCACGUACCAAGAAUUUGGUCCCCAGUUGACCGCGGAGUUCUUCGACCCCAUGCAAUGGGCCAGUAUCAUCAAGGACUCCGGUGCAAAAUACGUAGUUUUGACCACUAAACACCACGAAGGUUACACGUUGUGGCCGUCGAAAAAAUCAUUCGGAUGGAACUCUGUAGACGUCGGACCCCACAGAGAUCUUGUAGGUGACCUAAGCAGAGCCAUAAGGAGUUUAAACAAAACUCGGUUUGGGGUAUACCAUUCGCUAUACGAAUGGUUUAACCCGCUUUGGUUACAAGAUAAACAGUCGAAUUUGACCACUCGCACAUUUGUGACUGAGAAAGUCCUCCCGGAACUCUACGAAUUGGUGAAUCAUUAUAAACCAGAAAUCAUAUGGUCGGAUGGUGAAUGGGAAGCUCCGGACACCUACUGGGAUUCGUUGAACUUCCUUGCUUGGCUCUACAAUGACAGCCCUGUCAAAGAUACGAUUGUGGUGAAUGACCGAUGGGGUGGUGAUACACUGUGCAAGCACGGUGGAUUUUUGACCUGUGCGGAUAGAUAUCAACCAGGAAAGGUUGUUGGUCGAAAAUGGGAAAACGCUAUGACAAUUGAUAAGUAUUCGUGGGGUUACAGAAGGAAUGCUCGAGCUUUAGACGUGUACUCGAUACAUAGUUUAAUCGCCCAACUAGUCGAAACUGUAAGCUUUGGAGGUAAUUUGUUACUAAACAUUAGUCCUACCAGUGAUGGCAUGAUUCCUCCGUUACACGAAGAGCGUUUGCUACAAAUCGGCCAAUGGUUGUCGGUAAAUGGCGAGUCAAUAUUUGGUAGCAAUCCGUGGUCGACUUGUCAAAACGAUACACAACAACCGCACUUGUGGUACACGCGAGGAGCAAAUUCUUCGACUAUUUAUUCGAUUGUUUUGCAAUGGCCCGAUGGUAAUUUACUCAACUCUGCGUGUCUGGGAAAAUUAGACAUCGACUCUAUCGUUAUGUUGGACACACAAAGUAAACUCAAGUGGACUCAAAAGACGGAAGGCGGUUUGAUGAUUAAACUAGAAGAUAAAUCUAAAACCAAAACAGAGUGGGGCUGGGCUCUACGAGUUACAUUGAAUCCUUAAGUGUUUUUCCGAGAACUGUAUCCUUUCAGUUGUACUAAUAAUAUUUCAUACGAAACAAUUGUGCCAAACAUCUAAAACAAAAAUGUAUAUAUUAAUUAUUAACACUGAAAUGAACGAGUACAAUUAUUGAUAAACGAAUUACUAAAUUAGGUAUACCAUACUCACAGUUAAUAAGAACCUUCUGGUCAUUAAAAACAUGUGGCUUCCGGUUAGUCCAAUAUGAUCUUUUUGUAUUUGUAACAAAAAAAAUUCCACCUAAUCAAAUUUCAUUAUAGAUACAAUAAAUUGCCCAUUUAGCCACUGUAUAUGUCUACGUUUUUACAACUAAAGAAUCAUUAUAAACUGAACUCGCCUCAUUACAAAAUGAUUGCUGCGGUAUAUCAUAAAGCGAUCUUUUUGGCAAUUUGCUGCUCUCGUAUAUUUUCACGGAGCAUAAACAUAAUAAACAUCCUCGCAAUGAAGAAACCAAAAACGAAAGUAUUGCAUGGACGCGGUGACUUAAACUGUAAUUUUCAUUUGUUGGUCUGAAUAAGAAUAAAAUUAUUUCUAUGUAAAUUAUUACUACACUAUACACGAAAUCAAAUUAAUAAGUUAAAUAGUUAAAAAAUAUGUUUUUUUUUUGAUUUGUCUAGACGUAUAUUUAAUUAGAUAUUUUCUUCAAACUAUGUUAUUUGGGUUGGUAUUAUUAUUAUUAUUUUUUUUAAUGAUAUCGGGAACCUAUUAAAUGAGGUAGGUAUAGGUGUUUGGUCAGUUUGAUUUCAGUUUUUUUUU
Myzus persicae (green peach aphid) is the source of this 2314-nucleotide messenger RNA. It is a transcript of the gene Fuca, whose product is annotated as alpha-L-fucosidase. Gene Ontology annotation, molecular function: alpha-L-fucosidase activity. Gene Ontology annotation, biological process: glycoside catabolic process; fucose metabolic process. The record is from RefSeq and is a predicted model, not a curated record. Gene Ontology annotation, cellular component: lysosome. NCBI's taxonomy places the organism in Eukaryota, Metazoa, Arthropoda, Insecta, Hemiptera, Aphididae. The transcript is spliced from 10 exons. The coding region runs from base 149 to 1543 and encodes 464 amino acids.